AUGACAAAUGUUCAAGGACAGUUAAAACUUCAUGCAAUGUUUGGAUUUAUUCUUCAUAAAGAUGAAGCUGCAUUACAAAAAAUUGAUCUUGAAACCAUGUCGUACAUCAAGACGAUUAACCUGAAAGCCUACAGCUGUGUCCCCCAGUCUCUGGCCUACACUCACCUAGGGGGCUACUACUUUGUUGGGUGCAAACCUGUAAGCCCGGGAGAAAGCCCACCUCAGCUCCUGGUGGAUGGUGUGACCGACUCUGUCAUUGGGUUCAACAAUGACGUGUCAGGCACACCCUAUGUCUCUCCAGAUGGCCACUACCUUGUCAGUGUGAACGACGUGAAAGGGCUGGUGAGGGUGCAGUACAUCACUAUCAGAGGAGAGAUCCAGGAGGCUUUCGACAUCCACACGAACCUGCACAUAGCCGACCUGGCCUUCCAGCCGUCCUUCACUGAGGCACACCAGUACAACAUCUACGGCAGUUCCAGCAGGCAAACGGACGUGCUGUAUGCAGAACUGUCCUCCGGGAAGGUCAAGAUGAUCAAGAGUCUGAAAGAGCCCCUCAAGGUAGAAGAGUGGCCCUGGAGCCGCAAGAACAGGCGAAUCCAGGGAAGUGGCUUGUUUGGUCAGUACUUGAUGACACCCUCCAAGGACUCCCUCUUCAUACUGGAUGGUAGACUCAACAAGCUGAACUGCGAGAUCACCGAUGUGGAGAGGGGCAACACCGUGGUUUGGGUUGGGGACGCCUGA
Molecule: messenger RNA, 741 nt
Organism: Castor canadensis (American beaver)
Lineage: Eukaryota; Metazoa; Chordata; Mammalia; Rodentia; Castoridae
Source: RefSeq, a predicted model, not a curated record